Messenger RNA from Coccinella septempunctata (seven-spotted ladybird), 1479 nucleotides. RefSeq lists its product as uncharacterized. NCBI's taxonomy places the organism in Eukaryota, Metazoa, Arthropoda, Insecta, Coleoptera, Coccinellidae. The transcript has 2 exons. Gene Ontology annotation, cellular component: nucleus; mitochondrial inner membrane. Gene Ontology annotation, biological process: apoptotic DNA fragmentation. Gene Ontology annotation, molecular function: nucleic acid binding; RNA endonuclease activity; metal ion binding. The record is from RefSeq and is a predicted model, not a curated record. The coding region runs from base 87 to 1310 and encodes 407 amino acids.
UUUAAUAAGUUUAUAUUUGAACACUGAUAAUUUCAGAUUCACCUCGUACCUAAUUUAUUUAUAACGACAUAACCUGAAAAUUCAUAAUGUUGAAAAGAAAUGUAGUUAUAUUUCUAAUUGUUUGUAUUUCGCUUUUUUUAAUUUUUCUGGUACUGCUUCUUUCGGGAAAUUGUUGCUUCAAAGAUCGUUGCGAAAUACCCAUCAGACAGUUUGGUAGAACACCGAUUUUUUUCAACUUCGAUGAUGAAACUUUUGUCUACCCCCAAGAUGAGUCUAUUGUUAUAGAAAGAGAUAAAUCCAUCAGUAUAGGAUGUCCCGGAUCCACACUCAAUACUGGGGACGUAUGGGCCCAAAUGACUUGUAUUACAGAAACAACUUUCGUGGUAUUUAACGACAAUGUAGAUAUAAGUACUUUAUAUUGUGAGGAUGAGGUUAAAAGUACCGCUAGGUAUACUGGAAAAUCCUGUGAAGAUAGCGGAAGAGAAAUUGAAGUGGGAUUUGGUUUAGGGUCUGAUAAAUUCCUUAGGCAAAUGAGAAUAUGCUUUGAUGAAAAAGAACAAAAAACACUUUACUCAGAACAUAACUUGACAAGUUUAAUCGGUAAUCGAGAAUUGUCUUCACGAAGGCCAUAUUUUGAAGAGGGCACAUUUUUCAACUUGAGCGGAAACAAACUGUACGAACUUUACUCGAAGAAAACCCAACGUAGAAAUAUCAACAUACAGUUACGAAUUACCGACCUCAACUCAACAGAAGUUAUCAAAAAUGGAAAUUCUUCAUUUUACUUAUCACGUGGACAUCUUGCUCCGAAAGCAGAUUUCUUAUAUGGAUCACAACAAAAUGCUUCUUUUUACUAUGUUAAUGCAGCACCUCAGUGGGAAAUCAUCAAUGGAGGAUCUUGGAACAUGUUGGAAUGGAAAAUCAGGUUAUAUGUAGCAAAUAGAGGUCAGGAUUUACAAAUAAUUACUGGUACUUUUGAUAAAUUAAUAUUGGAAAAAUAUUCACCAAAUCCAUUGUACCUAUAUUACAACCCACCCAUAUCUUCUGGAGUACCCAUUCCAAAAUUUUUUUGGAAGAUUGUUUAUGACCCCGUUAUUCAGAAAGGAGUAGCUUUUGUUGGCACAAACAAUCCAUUUUUGAAAAAAGAUGGCAUAUAUUUUAUCUGUCCUGAUAUUAUGACAUCAAUUAAUUGGAUCAAAUUGAAUAAUAAGAAUGUAACAACAGGGUUUAUUUAUGCUUGUAAUGUUGAUGAUUUGAGAAAAAAAGUAACUUACAUACCAAAAUUGCAAAUUAUCGGUCCACUAGUAGAAUGAUGUUGAUUGUUUUAUUCAGAUAUUUUUUAUACUUAAGAAAAAAGAAAUAAGUUAAUUUUCUUAUUUUUGAUAGAAAGAGCCAAUUUAGUUAUUAACAUCUUGACAAUAAAUUUAUGUUAAAAGUUUAAAAAGUUGUAACUUCAGGAAAUGAAAUAAAAGUUUUGGGAUA